Diabrotica balteata is the source of this 894-nucleotide messenger RNA. The record is from the annotation of a GenBank genome assembly. NCBI's taxonomy places the organism in Eukaryota, Metazoa, Arthropoda, Insecta, Coleoptera, Chrysomelidae.
AUGUUGAACAGAGAACAGCGUAUUAAGCAGCUUGCUAAAAUUAUUGGAACAAAGUACAAAGCUCUCAAAAGAAUGCAGAGUGAUCAACAAGAACAUCUCGAAACAAUUUUCACACCUAUAACUGAACCUCUUACAGAAAUAAACAAUUUUCUAAAAACUACACAUCAAUCGGAAAAUCAUGAAGACACUAGCGAACAUCAAAACAAUCAUCUGAACAAUACACAGCAGAAGGAUGAAGAGAGCUCCGAUGAAGAACACCUUCAAAAAUAUUGGCAUCAUUCGCCAGAUAUCGACCGAAGUUAUGGGCCACAGUAUGUUUGGAAAACUGAUAAAUGGGUAAUGGGUGAUAAGGAAAUAAAAUUUACUCCUAAAAAUAUAUGGGUUAAUAAUAAUCAGUAUAAAGCUACUAAUGGAUUAUAUAAUUUAAUAUUUUACAAGGAACCGCAAGACUUUACGCCAAACGAUUGCAUUAACUAUAAAAAAAUAUUAGAAGUCACAGGUAUUCAUCGAGAUUCCCGAGGAUAUUUGAGACAUCAAGCAUUCCCAGACAAGUUCAAGAAAAUUAUCAAACCCAUAUUUAAAAUGAAUCCUGCUAAAGAACAAAAGUUAUUACUCUGGUUUGACGAAAUUGACGAUGAUGUAAAUGAAGAUAAAUCAGAAUCUGAACCAUACAGUGAUGAUGGAGAAUGCAGUUAUAGUGAAAAUUAUGUACCCGGUUCAUCCAAUUUAUUAAAUGAGAGUGUGUCUGGAAGUGAUGAGAUCCUAGAAGAUCACGACGAAAACCCCGAAGAGAAUGGUGAGCAAAUCUUAAAUUUCAUAAAAAAUCGUACGGACGGAGAAACCCCUGGAAGUGGAGUGAAUAAAUUAAUAAAAGUAAUGGGACCUCCGGCAUAG